Leucoraja erinaceus (little skate) is the source of this 4297-nucleotide messenger RNA. RefSeq names its product KIAA1143 ortholog. Bases 62 to 523 code for a protein of 153 amino acids. NCBI's taxonomy places the organism in Eukaryota, Metazoa, Chordata, Chondrichthyes, Rajiformes, Rajidae. The record is from RefSeq and is a predicted model, not a curated record. The transcript is spliced from 3 exons.
CGGGGGAUUUGGUCGACAGGGAGCGUGCGCAGGCGCGGUGGGCAGCGGCCGGGCCGGGAAGAUGAGCAAACGCAGCGCCGUGUCGUUCGUGCGGCCGCCGGAGCCCGCCUUCCUGCGGCGCUUCAAGGAGGCGGUGGGGUACACGCCGGGGCCCAGCGUCCACACCAAGAGACAGCUACAGGCCCCGGUCGACAGUGACAGCGGGCCAAGCGAUGGGGAGGAUGAGCAGCCACAGGUGGUCGUGCUCCGUCAGGGGGACCUGACUGCCGAGGAAGCUACCAAGAUCAAAGAGACGGCAGAAAGCUCCGAGAAAUCCCAGCCUGUGGAUGGCAAGAUUGUGUUUCGGAAGCCAGUAAAGCGGUCUUCAGAUGACAAGGUGACGGGGGUCUUUAGUACCUCCAGCAAGAAGAAGAAGGAAGAGCAGAGCAACAGGCCAGAUGCUACAGCCUUGGAAAACAAAGCCAAGCAAGUGAAGAACAGCAGCCUGCUUUCAUUCGGAGAUGAUGAGGAAGAUGAUGAGUAGAGUGAGGGGUGCAGGGUCUGGGGGGGGAGUUGGGACAGAUCCUUCUGGUCACAUAUCCACCGAUGGACUUGCUCACAAGCUGAGGUUGGUCAAACUGUAGAGGUGACCACAGCAGCCAAUGCUCUGGGCAUUUGUCAAUGCCAGUGCCCACCUCUACCCCCUUGGAUUCAGACAACCCCAAUCCAUCAGCUCCGCACAUAUAUAUAGUCACAGUGAUAGAUCUGUACAUGACUUGUUUACUGUUCCCCGCGUAAAUACACACACACACACAUAAACACACGCGCACACACACACGCAUGCAUACACACAGGCACACACACACACAGGUGCACACACAUGCACGCGCACACACACACCCACACAUAAACACACACACCCACACACAUAAGCACGCGCACACAUAAGCACAUGCACGCAUACACACACGCACGUAUACACAUAAGCACGCACGUGCACACAUAUGCAUAUGCACACAGAAACACACACAAACAGACACACACACACACACAAAUACACACUCGGACACACACGCACUUCCCACUAUUGUAAGGUCAAUGUUGUCAUCUUGGCAUGGAUCAAGAUGGAUGUAAAAAGUUCUGGGGUAUAUUGAUAUUCUUUAUCCAACGUUAAUUGUGUUUGCAGCUUAAAGAUGGAGUGGAUUGAAUGAUGAUAUUAUGUUUAUCUUUGAAGCUGCUUGAGCUCAACUUCUGUACGUGGAAUUAUCUCUGCAUUAAAUUAGAAUGAUGGGAAUAAUAACACAGUACAACUUACUGGAGGAAAAGACAUAUGUCUGCUCUGUUGUGACGUUGAUGUGGGUCCGAUGACAACCUGCUCUUUAUCUGUCCCGGAAACCUAGUCGUCUCCUCACGCAUCUAACGACACUCCGUCACAGACCCACCACCUGACCAUAUACCACCUUGUCUCUUAUUCUGUAUUGCCUCAUUGGCAACGUUUUAUCCAUUUUAGAUUUUAAAUUCAUUGUAGACAGUUUCAGAGUUCCUCCACCUCAGUUCAGUUUAGUUUAUUGUCACGUGUACCGAGGUACAGUGAAAAACUUUUGUUGCGUGCUAACCAGUCAGCAAAAAGAUAAUACAUGAUUAUAAUCGAGCCAUUCACAGUGUACAGAUACAUGAUAAGGGAACAACGUUUAGUGCAAGGUAAAGCCAGUACAGCCUGAUCAAGGAUAGUCCGAGGGUCACCAAUGAGGUAGAUAAUAGCUCAGGACUGCUCUCUGGUUGUGGUGGGAUGGUUCAGUUGCCUGAUAACAGCUGGGAAGAAACUGUCCCUGACCUCUGUCACAGGAGAAGGUUGACAAAAUGUGAUGGAGUAACUCAGCGGGCGAGGCAGCAUCUAUAGGGAGAAGGAAUCGGCGAAGUUUCAGGUCAAGACCCUUCUUCAUAAAGAGACUAUUUUGUCCAUUGUGUGUGAUGAUGCCACGAUGAAGGAGGCCAUGUCUCCUUCACUGGUCACACUACUUCCUUGCACCACUUUACAAUGUCAUAGGGCGGGCACGGUGGCGGUAGAGUUGCCGCCUUGCAGCGAAUGCAGUGCUGGAGACCCAAGUUCCAUCCUGAUUAUGGGUGCUGUCUCUACGGAGUUUGUACGUUCUGCCCGUCACCUGCGUGGGUUUUCUCCGAGAUCUUUGGUUUCCCCCCACACUCCAAAGACGUGCAGGUUUGUAGGAUAAUUGGUUUGGUAAAUGUGGGUGUAGGAUAGUGUUAAUGUGUGGGGAUCACUGGUCGGCACAGACCCGGUGGGCCGAAGGGCCUGUUUUGGUGGUGUAUCUCUAGACAAAACUAAACUAAACAGUGUGGAAACAGGCUCUUCGGCCCAACUUGCCCACGCCGGCCAACAUGUCCCAACUACACUAGUCCCACCUGCCGGCAUUUGGUCCAUAUCCCUCCAAACUUGUCCUAUCCAUGUACCUGUCUAACUGUUUUUCAAAUGUUGGGAUAGUCCCAGCCUCAACUACCUCCUCUGGCAGCUUGUUCCGUACACACGCCCCCCCUUUGUGUGAAAAAUUUACCCCUCAGAUUCCUAUUCAAAAUGCAACAACUCAAUUUAGACAUACAGCACGAAAACGGGUCCUUCAGUCCGUCAAGUCCGUGCCGACCAGCGAUCCCGGCACACUAGCACUAUACGACCUAUUAGGGGCAUUUUACAAUGUUACAGACCCAAUUAACCUGCAAAUCUGUACGUCUUCGGAGUGGGAGAGGAAACCGGAGAAAACCCACGCAGGUCACGGGGAGAGUGUACAGACUCCGUACAGACAGCACCCGUAGUCAGGAUGGAACUCGAGUGUCUGGCGUCGUGAGGCAGUAACUUUACCCACUGCGCCACCAUGCUGCCCACAGUUCAUCCCAUCCAACACUACAGCCACCUCCUGCCUCCUUGGUCAAGUUCUUCUAAUGACCAAACUCUAACACUUGCAACAGGCCCUUUCAGCCUAUCGUUUCACGCAGAGAGUGGUGAAUCUCUGGAACUCUCUGCCACAGAGGGUAGUUGAGGCCAGUUCAUUGGCUAUAUUUAAGAGGGAGUUAGAUGUGGCCCUUAUGGCUAAGGGGAUCAGGGGGUAUGGAGAGAAGGCAGGUACGGGAUACUGAGUUGGAUGAUCAGCCAUGAUCAUAUUGAAUGGCGGUGCAGGCUCGAAGGGCCGAAUGGCCUACUCCUGCACCUAAUUUCUAUGUUUCUAUGUAUCUGUCUAAACUAAUCCCUUUAAUCUGUGCUGGUCCGGUAUCCAUAGUUGGGCCGAAGGGCCUGUUUCCGCGCUGUGUGACUCUGUCCUUCUUUGCCUUUGCUGUCCAACAACCUGUCCAAAAACCGGUAAGUGUUGUAAUUGUAUGUUUGAGUUUCUUUUACAGAUGGUGGCAGGAUAUUGCAUCCUUUCAUGGGACCAAAAUCAGAAAGGUGCCAGGACUCUAGAUAUCGUGGUCACUGUCCAGAAGCCCAGUUGGAUUUGGGAGCGGGUGAAGUGAGGGGAGCGAGUGGGGGAGGUGAAGACACCUCCGAGAGCUGUUGUGUUAGUAAGACGCAAGCUGCCGUGUGCACAGCCAUGUGCACCAUCUCUAAUGAGACCAUUCUCAUCCCAAUGCAAGUUCAUCCUAUCCCAGAGAUUCCUGUCCAGUAGCAAUCCUUCCGCAGAUGUGAGGGUCAGCAGCCGAUUGUUCCCUGCAUUCUCAAACAGAGCAGCAACAAUGAUUACUCCCCAGCACCUCGCCCUUGCUAACCAGGUACAGAGAUCUUCAUCAAGGGCCUUGAAAUCCCCUUCUCCUGACCCUCUGAGUUACUCCAGCACUCUGAAACGUCACCUAUCCAUGUGCUCCACAGAUGCUGCCUGACCCGCUGAGUUACUCCAGCACUGUGCUUUGCCCUGUGUCUACAUCCAAGUGCAACCUUUUCCUCUCCCAUAGCUCGUGCCUAUAAAUCCUCCUAAAUAAUCCAAUGUUCCCCUGUUAAUCUCUGUAGGGUAAGAUUUAUUAAUCUUGGACUUAAAUGUAACCAUUGCAUCAAUUUGCAAAGGGGAACCGUUUCAAACCUCUUCCACCACACUGUAGGAAUGAGCCCGACUUCACUGCUAAUUUCCUGGUGAGAAGUUGGUAAUAUCAGAAUCUGACUUGGUUCAUGAGCUACUUGUAAUCGGGGAGCCAUUAUACUCUGUGUUUCUGCCCUAUGGCAUUUUAUGAAUUAGUUUUUAUGGUUAAUUGUUUGAAUAAUCAAUAAGGUCAUGUUUUGGAGGCUGUAAAUUGCCUUAAUAAAGAAGAGUGGUUGCUGGAA